GACGUCACGGCAUACCAGGAAGCUUCUGCUCCGCGCACGUUCGCGCACGGAGAUCCGUGGGAAAACCGCAGGAUCCGGAGGAAAAUCCACGCGACCACGGAGAGAGAGGGACACGCAAACUCCAAAUAUACAGCCAUAAUACAGCUGACGCUUCCUCUGCAGAAUUGGUCUGAUGGAGCAAAGGCGCUCAGCGCAGCUUGGUACAAAAAGGCAACAAUGCGACCAUUGUGCAUACAGCACGGAUCAAACUGGACAUUUGACACAGCACCAAAGAACUCACACAGGAGAGAAACCCUUCAAGUGCACUUUGUGUGACAAGGCAUUUGCAUGGUCAUCAGGUCUUCAUCACCACGAGAGAACACACAAAGGAGAGAAACUCUUUAGGUGUACUCUGUGCGGGAAGGCGUUUGCACAAUCACCACAUCUUCAAAUACACCAGAGAACACACACGGGAGAGAAACCCUUCAAGUGCAGUGUGUGUGGGAAGGCGUUUUCACAGUCAUCUAAUCUUGUAUCACACCAGAGAACACACACAGGAGAGAAACCCUUCAGGUGCACUUUGUGCGGGAAAGCGUUUUCAGGCUUAUCAAAUCUUAAAACACACCAGAGAACACACACGGGAGAGAAACCCUUCAAGUGCAGUCUGUGCGGGAAGGCGUUUACAGUGUUAUCACAUCUUAAACAACACCAGAGAACACACACAAAAGAGAAACCUUUCAAGUGCACUGUCUGUGAGAAGGCAUUUGCAUGGCCAUCAGGUCUUAAUUGCCACCAGAGAACACACACGGGAGAGAAGCUCUUCACGUGCACUCUCUGCGGGAAGGCGUUUGCUCAGUCAUCCAUUCUUAAAACACACCAGAGGACACACAAUCAUCAGAAGAUCCCCAAGGAGUGGAGUCUGAAAUCGGCUUGUGAAAGUCAAAGUGCUGCAAUCAGCCCAUCCCUCAUGAAACCAGAACUAAAGCCCAGCUUGGACACUUUUGAAGGUAUCAAGGUGAAAUGUGAAGAGGCGAAGGUGAAAUGUGAAGUAGUGAUCAAGAGCGAAGAAAUGACGAUGAAAUGUGAAGUGAUGGUGAAGAGAGAAGUGAUGGUAAACUGUGAAGAUGAAGAUUCAACUCCGAAAUUGGACCUUCACAUCGAGGGUGGCAACGUGAAGUAGGAGGAGAUUUCUGACUGUGAGGCAGAGGGAGGCAACUCCCAGCAGUUUGUGGAAGUAGAGGUGUGGGUCGACUUCUUAGACAAUACAAAGUCAAAUGGAGACCCGGUAGAUGUGUAAGCUUGGGACAAUGAAGCUCCAAUAGAUUCACCUCUGUCACAGGCCUUUAAUGAAAAGAACGUGAAGUCGAACACUCAAUUCCUGGGUUUAACCUGCAGAGUAAGAGCGACCAGUAUUUGUGGAUCUGUGGGUUGGGUAGAUGAUUAACCAUGAGCAAGAGCCAAUAAGCUCCCAAGUGUUGUAUAUAUUAGGUCUUGAAAAAGAAUGAAAAUUAAAUGAUAACUGAAAAUGCGCAAUGUUUUGAAAUGAUGCUAAUUAUGUAUUUAUGCUAUAUCUCGGGGUAUUACCAAUCGUGAUAAUAAUAUAAAGGUGUAAUUGUAUGAAGUUAUGCAAGUGUAUGUAAUUAUGCGAAUUAGGCUCUGCUUCGUUGUCUCAGGGUGUAUUACCAAUCGUGCUAAUACAUUGACUUAAAGCUGGAUUCAUAUUCUUUGGACCUUUCGGUAAAGUCACGUAGGUAGGUUUUUGUUAUUUUCUUUGAACCUAUCAACGUGACUUUACCGAAAGACCUAAAGAAUAUAAUACAGUCUUUCUCGCUUGAUCAUUUACCGAUUAUGUUUUAGUGUGUUUAUGUCAGGUCUCAAAAUUCAGAUCUCACCGCAGGAUACAGUUCUUAUAAUUAUGAUUAUUACGAAUGAACUUAGGAAGGGACACUCAGACUCUUCUGCGUUAAGCAACUUUAAUAUCUAAAAACAAAACACUGUAAUAUGCUAACUCUUACGCUAGGAAUUGUCAACCCAGUAUUCCUGGAAAUGUUCUACUCAUUGAUCCAUACAAGUAACCCUCAAUGGUUAUGUUUAUUAACUGGAUAACAGAACAAUAUGCUAAUUGCUCAGAGUAAAGCGACCAUACACGCCGAUAGGAAAAAAGUCCUUAAGAAUCUGUUACAAUAUUCAUACGAACAGUAGUAAAGAAACAUGUGCCCAAGGCCAAAGUAGUUUUCAAUGAAUUAAUUGGUAUGAUUAUGCAAUUGAUCGAAAUGCCCUGGAACAAUAAUGUGUGUCAGUGUGCCUGUUUGCCUAAUAAAUGCUUAUCAAUUGGUUAAUGGGCUUGAAUCCGCGGGCAAGAUUCCGUGAUCAAAAGAAAUAAAUCUCAACACAAUAGUAUUCCUGUGAGUGUGUAGAUUCAUAACAUCGCUUAUAAAUGUUUAACGUCAAUUAAUGUAUUGCUAAAGCUAUGCAAUUAACGAACCGAAUGACUAAAAUACUUCUAUACGACCUUAUUCAAGCAGCUCAAUGGACCAGACAAUGUUUUCCACGAUCAGCUAAUAGUUAACGCACCACCUUAGGAUGGCCUUUUUCGAAACAAAGAUCACUUUUGGAGCAAUCUUAUUAGUUCCCGAUAUGUGUGUUGUGUGUGUGGGUGUAUUGUCUUCGUGCUCAACUCUUUGAGUGAAGCCGGCGCCGAGGUGGGGCUUUCCUUGUACGGAGAAUACCUCUGUUCGCUUGCCUCCUGGGCGAUGAGUCGUGUGUGUGUGUGUGUGCGGGCGUGUCAUACACACGGCGCUCUCUCUUGAUAGCAGCUCCAAGCUUCUCCACUGCUGGAUGAUUGUUGAGUCUGCACGAUGAUUGCCUUUGGCGGUGCCCGAUAUCGCUCGCAGCUCGUCCGCUGGUCGCCAGCGCUGACACUUAGGGGUUAAUUUUCGAAGGCCGUCAACGAAAAGUUCAUGCAUUUGGGUGUGCAUAAAACAUUGGCGACGUUGAAAAAGGACUUUUACAGGCCCGGGAUGUAGAGUGAUGUCCUCCUGAUUAGAGGUUGUGUCGAUUGUGCGCAUCGGAAAUCUCCUGCCACGCGACCGCAGAUUCCGUCACAGUCCAUUGUUGUGUCAUGGCUGAAUGAAUUUGUGGCCCUGGACAAUUUGGGUCCCUUCCCGGUCUCCCAGAGAUGGCACAAGUACCUCCUCGUGGGGGUCGAAUAUUUGACUCAUUGGCCUAUGGCCUGGCCCUUGGUUGACCAGUCAACUGCGUCUAUAGCCGACGCCUUUGUGAAUGGCUAUGUCCUGGAUAAGGGGGCCCCGGAGCAACUGCUCACGGAUCAGGGUAUUAAUUUCUCCUCCAAAUUGCUCCAGGAUGUGUGAGUCUUUGGGCAGGCGGAAAAUACGCACCUCACUGUAUCAUCUGCAGACUGACGGGAUGGUUGAGCGGUUGCAUAGAACCCUCACCGCUAUGCCAGCAAGUGACUGGCGGACAGGCGGAUUGGGAUCUGCACUUCCCGGGGGUCCUUGCUGCAUACAGACUUGCUCCGCAUGCCUCGACAGGUUUCUCACCGUUUUAUUUGAUGUAUGGGAGGGAACCCGAACCCCUUGUGCAAGUUGAGUUGGGACUGAGCCCCCUGCGGAAAGGUUCAGCAGUGCUUGACCCCAUAUUGAAAACACUGGAGCAGCUACGGUUGGGCCGUGAAGCCGCUCGGGUCAACUCGGCCCGCAGACAGGCCCGGCGCUGGUUUGUGCAUCCUUUACGGUUAAAAACUUACGUUCUGUCCGGUCCGGUCGAUUCAUCCCCACAUCCCUGCCGGCCGGUGUCUGAUGUGUCUGGUACGCCAACCGGCAAGCCUAAAGUAACAGGCCGUGAGGAGGAAUGUUCUGUACUGCCUGCAGGGCUGGAUGAUCUAAAGACCACGGACGGAGCCUUGUGGACUCCCUCAUCGGACACUCAUCACACUCAAGCAGACCCGUCUCGACCUGCGGGGAUGGGCCUGCUGCACAUACCCAUUCGCGACGCGUUGUUUUUCGUUAAUUCCCCAUUCCCUUGUUCUUGUUUAUUUUCAUGAUCACUGCUUAUGAUUGUCUUGUAGUUAGGGGUCGGUCACUGGUCACUAUAGAGUU
Messenger RNA from Lethenteron reissneri (Far Eastern brook lamprey), 4097 nucleotides. RefSeq names its product zinc finger protein 239-like. Gene Ontology annotation, cellular component: nucleus. Gene Ontology annotation, biological process: regulation of transcription by RNA polymerase II. Gene Ontology annotation, molecular function: DNA-binding transcription factor activity, RNA polymerase II-specific; RNA polymerase II transcription regulatory region sequence-specific DNA binding. NCBI's taxonomy places the organism in Eukaryota, Metazoa, Chordata, Hyperoartia, Petromyzontiformes, Petromyzontidae. The record is from RefSeq and is a predicted model, not a curated record.